GGUUUGGGAAUUUCAAAAGAGAAGAGCGUGUUUUCUAAUUGGAGCAACAAGACACUCGUAAACUGUCUUUCACAGUAACCGGAUGAGCAGCUCGAGAAGCGCCAAAUACAAAUAUGUAAACAUCAACACAUCCAUCCGGCGUGCAAAAUCCAGCUAGUAAUCAAGAUGGCGGCGCCCACGGACGGGCAACACGAAGACAAAAGAAGCAACGUUGAUGACGAUUAUUAUGCAACGCUCAAUGUUUCACGAACGGCGACGGCAGAGGAGAUUACGGCUGCCUUCCGGAUGCUUAGCCGCGUCUACCAUCCCGAUAAGCACUUGAACGACCGAGACAAACAAAAUGCCGAGGUGCUAUUCAACCAGAUACGACAUGCACACGACGUGUUGGCGGACCCUCAACGACGGGCAAUUUAUGAUACGCUCGGCUCAGCGGGACUCGAGCAGAGCGGGUGGCAAAUUACGUUACGGACUAAAACUGCCCAGGAGAUUCGGGAAGAGUACGAACGGUUGGCCAGACAACAGGAGGAACGACGUCUCCAACAGCGCACGAACCCCACAGGACUCAUUUCGAUGGAGGUUGAUGCCACUGACAUGUUUGAUACGUUGUACGACGAAGAAGAUGACUACGAUUCUGAGGAGGCAAGCUUCUUCCCUCACCUUGAAAUGGGUACAAUGAUGAUCCGCCAAUCAGUGGAAGCCCCUCUGUCGGAAAUCGAUACGACGACGCUGUCGGGCACGUUGCUAACGAAAAACGGACGCGGCUACGGGACGUUAGCGGCCAGCUGGCGUCACAUAUUUUCGAAUACGCUAUGGAUGGAGCUGACAGCAGGCAUGGGCAGCGCAUUCAGUGGGUCAGCUAAGGCCGUUAAGACGUUCGAUUCGAAACAUUUUAUAACAGCUCAAGUGGAUCUGCAGCCCAUGUCGCAAGAGCUUCAACCAGGGGUAUCGAUGGUUUUGGCCCGCCAGCUAAGCGCACAUACAAUCGGCUACUUGACUUGGCGAGAGGGUUACCAGCAAAGCAUGACAGCGACGCUUGCCUGGUCCAGUAACAACACGCACAUCUCGUCUAAUUUGCAGAUCGGUGUUGUCGAUAGUUACGUUGGCAUAAGCUACGUACACAAAUUAUGGGAUACUACGAAACUACACUGUUCCGCGAAGCUAGGAACGAUUUUUAUGACAGUUACAUAUGGCUGUAAAACGAAGAUAUCUAAACUGAAUACGUUGGGUGCCUCGAUGACCGUUGGACACCCGCAAGGGGUUGUGCUCAAGGUUACGUUUAUUCGGGGUAAUCAAACCUUUGCGUUUCCUUUACAGUUAUCACAGAACGUUAAUCCAAGUGCAAUCUUAUAUGGCAGUGUGGUGCCACUCAUCAUUUACUUUGUAAUUAACAAAUUCGCCGUUGAGCCUUAUUACGCUAGCCAGAAGAAGGCAGAGGCCGCAAAGCUUCGUGAAGCGAAUCGCCAAAAGGUAGCUGAGCAGCGAAAGAAUGCAGAAGCAUCGAUUUCUUUAAUGAGGGAAACGUACCAGAGAAAUUAUUCAACGGAAGAGAAUCGUUCGGGUUUGAUUAUUGUGUAUGCAGAAUACGGAUCAGCUGAGGAGUUAAAUAUAGGGUCUUCCUCACCGGACGCCCGAUCUUACGGAAAUUCAGUAUCGAGGGAGGUCGUUUCGGUUACAAUACCACUUCAAGUGCUUGCAACUAACUCACGGCUCGUUCUAGGUGAUACUUCAAAGGCAAAUCUUCCCGGUUUCUAUGAUCCAUGUCCGGGAGAGGAAAAAGUCCUUCGAAUUCGAUAUAAAUACCGAAAUAAGUUAUAUGAAGUUACAAUAAAGGACACGGAAUCACUCCGAAUUCCAAUGGAAAAACAUCUUCUACGCGUCACCUAGAUUCAUCAUUUGCUGAAUAGUUUUAUAUUUCAACGGACGCUAGUUAACAAUCUCGAAACACAAUAGAAAAUACAAUAAUCAAGAUAGAUAUUAUUAGUGAAUAGAUGUUUGAAAAAUGAUUUUAGUAUUAAGCGAAAUCGCUCCUUCUCCGCCAGCUAUCUUGACAACCUGUGUGGUACUUUAAUUAUUAUUACGAUUAUUAGUUUUAGUUUUUGUUAUUGGUAGUGUUACAAUAAUGAGGUUGUCGGUACAUAAUGAAACACGUAAUCUACCAUGAUAAAUCUGGAGCACAAAAACAAACAUACCCAACAAAUGCACAUGUUCGAUUAUGUUAUAUUAAUAUUGCCUCAGGAAAUACUACAUUUCGUUAAAAUGUUUACGGAAGUGUUAUGGCAUAAUGAUGUGACCGCUUAGAAAUUUCGCUUUCUAUAUUUCUAUACUAGGCAAAUGGUUAGGUGAAAAUUCACCGUAGCCACUUCCGGAAAUCAUUAAAUCAGAAUAUUUUGCCUACGAGGAAGGCACCUUAUAGCGGCUAGAGUACAAACAUCUGCCGAAUUAUUUGAUCUAACUGUUGAAGAUCACUGCCAUCAAGUUGAUUCUGUCAUAGCACUUCAUGUUUUGGGAAGUUAAUAAUGUUUGGAGAAGCUAGGGACCAGGAAAGCGGAUGUUCGCCAUACUUAUAGUCGGCGCGUGUUGUAUUAGACCGAGUGUAACAUAAAGAGGAACUGACGGCGAUUGAUGCUGGUUCGUACGUCUAGAACAUGCCAUGAGUAUCAGGAGUAAACGUUGAAAAAAACAGAACGGAUUAUGAACUUGAGUGUCUGUGCAUUGUAACGAAACACCUAUGGCGCGAAUUCUUAACAGCGUCUUUCAGUAUAUUUAACAAAGGCAAAUGUGGAUGCCGUGAAUGAAAGGAAAAUAUGAAAAGUUCUUCGAAAAUACUUACAAUCAAGUUAAAUAAGCAUCUUCAAGGAUCAAGGUUCCUCUGCAAUUCUCGAUAAGUUUACCAUACGAGUUAAAAUCAUUUGUUGUAUGCGUAAGGAAGUUAGUCUAUUGGUUCGAUACAAUUCUUAGACAUUUGAACAAACUGUCCUGGCGACAUUUUAGUUCGUAGUUUUCUCUCCACUUUCUUCGCAUGCUCGAUUUCAGGUGAUGUAUUUCGAGAAACUGCUUCAGUAGGGGUUUCGUACUUGAGGUAGAAAGGGGAGCAGUUAUGGAAAUCCUACGUAGCUUUUAUCAUUCAACUGAGCCUUGUAUGUUGAUACAAAUGGACACAGAAAAAAAUACUGGGAAGUAAUAGACUGGUUUAGCAAAAUUAAGUAAGAAAGUAGCUUUGAACGAACACUCGUUGGUAAAUGUAUUGUGAGCAAAUUAUUGUCACCAAGACUAAACUGAUUGAAGUAAAUGAGGGCAUACAUUAUUAUUAAAACAGUUGUUUUUUUUACUUAGGGUGAAUAAUUUGUUUGUAGCUAAGAUUACGCAGUUGAGGUGUUUUACCCAACACAUUAUGUUGGCAGAUAUUUCGAGGCACAUGUUGACAUUGUUGUCUGCUUUGUCGAUUUAAUUGCUCGUUAAUUUUCAUAAUAACAUAAAUAGGAAAGUUUAAACGCAGUUCUUUUAAGUUCCUCACCAAACUUGCUAUAGGAAGAUAGGCUGACUUGCAUUGGCAUGCACCUCAUCAGCGUUCAAAAUGAUACGUUCUGUUAAAGUAUGAUCCUUUUCCAAAACUAACUAAUUAAAUGGUAAUCUUGUUUCAUUUGACUCUAAAGGCAAUACUCAGAAGAACCUGAUGUGUAGAUGGAACUACUCAACAGACGCUAAUGCAUCCUUUGAGUAGUUCCAAGUACUAGGCCAAGUUGAUAAAGUUUGACACUAAUUUCUAAUUUUUUAUAGUUUGCCUCAGAAACGAGUUUCUCAAACGCUAUAUAACAAAGGUUUAUCAUUUUUUUUUUCAAAAUAGUAAGGGACUCACCUCAAAUAGAAUAUACAGGACAAUACUCUUUAUAAGUUGACCAUUUACUGUCCUAUAUUGGUGCAGAGCAUCUUUUAUUUAAUUAAUCUCGAUUUGUAAUCAAAAACCUGCCCUUAAAAUGCCAAGAUCUUUUGCGUAAUCGCGAUAUUAGAAAUUGGAAACGAAUAACACAAAAACUAUCUGAACAAGCAGAAUUAAAUAUAUAUAUAUAUAAUUCUACAUUUUACUUUUCAAACUCCAAUUGAUGAAAGAGCCAGCGCCAGGAUUAUUAGCUGAGAUCACCCAGCUUUAAACAUAUUCGACAGAAAAAAGGUUUUUGAUAUCUACCAUCAUUUGAGUUAAGCAUACUCGGCAGUAGGCUAAUUGCUUCUAGUGUACCUCAUACUUUUAUUACAUUAACCCUGUAUUAACUAAUAAGCAGGCAAUAUGUACUAAUUACUUACUACAUUUAACUUUAUUUACUAUUGUUUUUAUCCACCAAAGAUGUAAAGUCGCCGCGCCGCCAAUGCUGUAUUUGGCAUUUCAUUAUGCGGCACCUCGAAAGGCCGAUAUUGAAAUGAAUCGUCGUUUUAGCCUAAUUUUAAGCUAUACUAUAUUGUGAGUAUAAACGACCUAUCCACUUUUCUUACGAUCAAACACGAGGCUUCGUUUAUUUUUUUCACUCACUUUUUGAAUAAAUAUAUAUAGUAAUAUUAUUAAUUAGCAACAGACGUAAUCGUCAAUAACCACUGUUGUUAUAUUCAUCCUGAUGUUCUUUGUUAGAAUAAUUAUUAUAAUUAUAGAGUGUAGAUAUUCUACUGAAUUGAUUCGUGCACAUAAAAAAAUGUUCAAUACUCAUCUAAGGUUAUUAUUAUUUCCACUCGAUUUACAAAUACGAUAAUAUUUAUUAAAUUCAUUAUCUUAUCAUUCUCAUCAUUCCCGUUAAUUUUUUAUUAAUGUUUAUGUUAUUAUUGGUAUGGGCUUACUUAAUGAUAAUGCUCAAUUAACACGUUACGAUAUUUCGUUAUCUGUAUAAUUCAUAUUAAUAAAGACGAAUAAUUAUGAUCAUAAUUGCAAUUAUUAGAAUUAUUAUAAUCGAUAUCUUUAACAUCAAUAUGAGACGACACAAUUCGUUUCGUUACGGUAUGUUGUAAACAGACAUUUUAUAUAUAUAUAUAUAUAUAACAUCCGCACGCAUACACAAAAUAACGCUCAUAUAAUACAAGUAGAUAUGUAUGUACGAUUCUGCAACGAUAUUUGAAUUUACUAUCCACACGGUUGUAGGUCAUUGAUUGGACAUCAAAAUGCAAAAGGCCGCCAUUUAUAUGAACAUGAAAUAUAUGAGCUCAGAGUGAAGUCUGUAUUUUAUAUGACAAAAAGAAAUGAAGAACACGCAACCCUGUUUAAAGCGACAACACCUGGUGACGACCGUGCCUUGAUUGAACCCAAUUUUACAAUGCCAUUUUGCACCAAGGGAUUUUGUACUUGCUUUCGGUAGCGCUCUCUCUCUCUCCGUUCGCUCUUUCUCUUGCGACUGACUUAACCAUUCGCACGUCAGCAACAAAUAUUCAUAGAAUCGUGUAUCAAUCAUCUGUCAAAUAUGAAGAAAGAGACGGCUCAUAAAAUCCAAGAGAAAGAGAGUCACACUUACGUGUGGUUUAUGAAUUAUAUCUUAACUUGAUUACCUCUUUUUCUAACAGCAGCGUGCACGUGGGUGCAUUGUACUUAGUUUUCCACUGAAAUCGCCUGUUCAUGUAAACUCCUUUCUUCAGUGGGUGUGUUACAAAUCAAGGUACGGCAAGUGAAAAGCUCACUUCUCCCGCAGCAUAGGUGUCAGGUUAGUGCAAGCGGUACUAAUGACGGCAUCCGAACAACUAAACUUCGUUGCAACCCUGGUCCUCGACCCAAGUACACCUAAACGGUAUGAAACAGGCUAAAUUUGUACUAGGGUAACUUCGCGACUAGCGCUAAGCAGUUGACGUGUAAGGCGACUCAGUACUUUCUCCUGCUUCAUACAGCUUAAAUCCUUUCUCCUCUAACUUAAUGGUAACAUAUACCGAUCGGUACACUUCACUGGACACAUCGAAGUUUUGCAUGAGAAAAAUUAAAGAUGUUCAUUAUAAUUAAGCUGUUGAGCAUUCUAUUACUGAAUAGUUACCAUUUCGUGUCGCUGUCCAUCGGAUGGGGGUGCUGCCAAUAGUAAAUCGUAAAAAACAAAAAAUUUGACUAACCUGCACCUGGUUAAGCUAACCAGCAAUUAGCUUUGAUAAUGAAAUCGCCCACAACUCCAGCAAGUUACCUUGUAAAUUGAGUUGUCUUCAAGCAAAACACAAAAAAGGGGAGAAGUGGGAAAGUAGUUGUACCACUUACAAAGAGCUAAUUUCAUUUUACAGCUUAGGAAGUAUCACAGAGAAAUUAAGUUUUCUUUUCUCGACUUUGGUGAACGAUUGGCUGUCAAAAUGAGACAAUAAUGAUACUCUAUAUUAAAAUACAUCAACAAAUGUUUUAACAUUUUGCUCAGUUUUAACAGCCUUCAUCAUGUUUUACUCUAUUGCUUUUUAUUUCAUUGUCGAUAUAAUUUGUUUAUCGUCGUUGAAUGCCAUACGGUAAAUAUGAAACAGUCUCGCUGUGUUGUUAACUUAGAGCUUGAAUACGACAUACCAUUCAGAAUUGUCAAAUAUAGAAAGAUUUUUGCCUUUCCUAAGUUCAACACAAUUCGUGCUUGCCCCACCAUUUAUUACAACCGCACACUUGCUAUCGGUCAUUCUUCAACUCAACAUAUCUUCAGUAAUGCGCAACUUGAAAUAAUCGAACAGAUACGCAUGUGUCUUAUAAUAAUGCUACUAAUAAUAUAAAUGUCAUUGUAAUGGCAAAGUGGUACAAGAACUUUUUAGUAAUAAUAAUGAUUGUUUGUUCACCACGUUAUCUGGGCUGAAAUCGAUACAGCUCAGAUUGACCAGAGUUUUUCUGUUGUUGCUUUGAGAAGAUAUCCAUGUCACCUACACUCAUUCAUACACACAUACAUUCACACGCAUGCACCCACACACACAACAAAGUCCAACAGAUAUAAUCGAUGAUAAUGAUAAUGAUAUUAUUAGAAAUAUAGUUAACCUUAAUAGAGUGUGUAUAUAUUUAUCAGAUAGGUGCGGACUUAUAUUCUUUACACGGCAUAUAUAAAAAAUACGAGGAUCAUAGCAUUGAUGACAACAACGACGACGCUGAUAUCUAAAACAACAACAGUAGAGUAUCGGUAAUUUAGCACAAAUGCAUUGUUAUCUUGUUACAAUGAGACUGUCGCUGUAGAACGGGCCAUUGAAUCGAUUUGCCAGACAUAUUAGUUAAUGGCUUUUUAGUUUAGUUAAAGUUAACGCACACGAGGACCUUUCCACGCGAUCAAAAAAAGCUACGACUCAGAUAUGCAUGCAAUAAUACAUUUGAAAAUCGACCACAGUAAUUACAAGAAUAAUUCAAAAUGGUUUUAACAAAGAUGGGUCUUUGUACAAUUUUUUUACUCAAAUAUAUGAUAAUUAUCACCGCGACCGCAAAAAACAACGAGAAAAAUAAAACAUCUAUUAUUGUAGACUCUUGCAGAAGUCAUGAUUUUGAUUAUGAUAAAUGAUAGUGGCAUACUAAUUUUUCUAAGAAAAUUGCUCCGCCGUUGUUGCCGUUAUACGAUCUAGCGCUUUUGUUAAUGACAAUAUAAUAAUGAUUAUUUCUGCCGAAUCCGCUUAUUAUUUAUGUGUGUACGUUUAUUUACAAAACACAAUUACUGUAAAUUUCACCGCCCAUAUUUCAAAUUGAUUAAUAUUGAAUUCAUCAAUGGACCGGUUACCCGUUUAUGAACCGGUGAUUAUAUUUAUAUAGAACGAAAAAUAAAGUGGAACACUUACAAGUUAUAAAUAUAUCAUGUGCUGCGUAGUCUUCGUAUAAUAUGGGCCUUUUUGCACGACCUUCUAAUUAAAUAUGUCUUAGAAACACGGCUAUAAGUAGCCUACUUACUGGGUAGUAGUAACAAUAAUACAAAGAUAGAUAGCCUAUAUCACCUUGCAUACAGAUAUCCUGGACGUUAUGUACAUUC
Messenger RNA from Varroa destructor (honeybee mite), 7913 nucleotides. Its product is annotated as dnaJ homolog subfamily C member 11. NCBI's taxonomy places the organism in Eukaryota, Metazoa, Arthropoda, Arachnida, Mesostigmata, Varroidae. Gene Ontology annotation, biological process: cristae formation. The record is from RefSeq and is a predicted model, not a curated record.